Suillus clintonianus is the source of this 450-nucleotide messenger RNA. RefSeq lists its product as uncharacterized. Bases 102 to 362 code for a protein of 86 amino acids. Lineage: Eukaryota; Fungi; Basidiomycota; Agaricomycetes; Boletales; Suillaceae. The record is from RefSeq and is a predicted model, not a curated record. The transcript has a single exon.
GCAGAUAUACAUCUCCGAGCUUAUGGUCCGGCUACAUGUCCUCCGUGCGAAUCGGAGCUUGCUAGAAUAUAGCACUGUCACGGAUUCGAGGUAUAAGCUGUAUGAUAUUUCCUUGCAUGUCUGACAUAGCCGGAGGUUUGCGAAGUACCUUAAUCAAUGCUGUGUGCUUAGGGACGAUAGUUGGCUUGGAAGGGGGGAAUCGGACCCUUUUAACGUUGCUCCAUCAUAACCCUGCCUUCACGAACUUCAUCAGCGCGCUUGCUUCUUUUGCUUCCCUUAGCAUCUUCCUCUUGGUCUAUGCCAGUGACAGCGGAGGAAAUGCAUCUACUCCACGCGCCCGUCUCUUUCGGGUUUCAGAUUGAUAGACCGGUUAUGCCGAAAGGGAAGGAUCAAGGAUGCGCGAAGCUUUUCCUGUUCGAUGGCAAGUCAGACAGAUAACUGCGCUGUUCA